Molecule: messenger RNA, 887 nt
Organism: Oreochromis aureus
Lineage: Eukaryota; Metazoa; Chordata; Actinopteri; Cichliformes; Cichlidae
Exons: 7
Coding region: 51-887 (278 amino acids)
Source: RefSeq, a predicted model, not a curated record
AGUUUCCUGUCUAGGGCGGCCAUUGAAGUACAAAAGCAGGGUGAACAGACAUGCUGACCCUCCUGGCUUUGGGGUGGACCAAAAGGAAAGUGGAACAACUGGGCCGCAGUUUGAGCCAGAGAUAUCUCAAGAUCAUAAGGAUCCUUAGAGAACAAGUGGAGAGCCUGAAUGCGACCAACAAUGAGCUGGGUGUGGAUGACGACACACUGCAGCAAUGGGUGGCCGAUGUGCAGAAAUGGGCUGAAGAAACUGAUCAAACUGAUGGCAGCCUUGGAGCGUUGCAGGCACGAAUAGAGGAGCUUGUCGUCAUCAUCAGAGUGCGAACACAAAGUCUUUACAGACAAAAUGAUACCAACAAGAGGCGACACAGAAUUCGCACGGUCAUCUUAGUUGAGAAGAAACGCUUGGCGGCUGCUGUUGACGACUACAACAAGCUUGCUGAACCAACAAAGCAAAUCGUAUCCAGUGAUGCCCUCAUCCAGACCGACAUUUGGCCCUGGCAGAGCACAAGUGAACCUGCUGCUCAACUCCAGACAAAGAGAAAGGUCUUUGAGAAGGUGAUGGCUGUGAGGCGCCUGAGAGAGGAGGAGAUGAUCCUUUGCAGGGAGAUGCGGCAUCACUGGACAGUGUUGCGAAUGCGAUCUGUGGUGUUGGGGACAAUCUCCUCAGACUCCUCCCUUGUUGGCAUGUCGGAGGAUGCACAGAAGGGACUCCGUAGCCUGGUUUUAAAAAAACAAAGUGAACUGAAAGCUGAAAUGCUCAAAAUAAAGGACAUGUACAAGAGAAUCCUCAGCCACCAACCACUCCUGGAAAUGGACUCGGAGGAGGAGGAAGACAUUCCAGACGAUGCCACCGAGAGUGAUUUGAGCACUUCUGAUGAAGACUGA